AUGGCGUCGAGCGACCGAAUGACGCGCGUCGACGUCGAUGUGGUGACGAACGCGUACGUGGACACGCAUUGUCACAUGGACGCGGUGCUCGCGAGGCUGAACGUGGACUCGAUCGAGGACUAUCUCGCGCUCGCGGACGCCUUCGACGCGAGUUCGACGUCCACGUUCGAGGGGUGCGUCACCGUAGGGUGCUCGUCGGCGUCGUUCGAGAGCACGAGAGCCGUCGCGCGCGCGGGGGGCGAUCGCGUGCGCGCCGCGUACGGCGUGCACCCGUUGAGCGCCGAGGAGUGGCGACGCGACGACGUUCGCGCGCGCGUUCGGGAGUUAUUGACGAGCGAACCGCGCGUGGUGGCGGUCGGGGAGACGGGGUUGGAUUAUCACAGAUUACCCGACGCGGGUCCGGAGGCGGUUGCGGCGUACAAGUUGGCGCAGAAGGAGGCUUUCGCGGCGCAAAUGGCCCUGGCGAACGAGUUGAACAAACCGUUGAUCGUGCACACGCGCGAGGCGGAGGAGGAUACGUUAGAAAUGAUGAAGGCGCAUCUGCCGAGCGACGCGCGCGUGCACGUCCACUGCUUCACGUCCUCGGCGAAUUUGGCGAGAGGGUUACUCGAGGCGUUUCCGACGAAUUUGUGUCUGGGUUUCACCGGCGUCGCGACGUUCAAGAACGGUCAAGACGUUCGCGACGUCAUCGCUCAGGUGCCGUUAGAUAAGAUUUUAUUAGAGACGGACGCGCCGUACAUGGCGCCGACGCCGUUUCGUGGGCAAACGUGCCAUCCGGCGAUGGUGCCUCGCAUCGCCGCCGCCAUCGCGCGCGUCCACGACGUCGACGACUCCGUCGUGUUCGAAAAGUGCCGAGCGAACACGAGGCGGGUGUACGGCAUUUAG
Molecule: messenger RNA, 885 nt
Organism: Ostreococcus tauri
Lineage: Eukaryota; Viridiplantae; Chlorophyta; Mamiellophyceae; Mamiellales; Bathycoccaceae
Product: TatD family
Exons: 1
Coding region: 1-885 (294 amino acids)
Molecular function (GO): DNA nuclease activity
Source: RefSeq, a predicted model, not a curated record